CCACACUUCCACUAUUAUUUCUUCACCAACUCACUUUCUCAAUUUCAUACAAUACUACUUCCGUAAUUUUGACAUACAAUACUACUUCCGAUUCCCAAUAUUGGUCGUUUUAUAACAAAUCUUAAAUGUAAGUUUGACGAUUUUGACGAUUCCCAAUAUUCCGUAAGUGGAGUUUGACGAUUCGAAAAGUUCUACAAAUCUGAAAUCAAUGGCUAGGCCAAGAAAGUUCAAGGCUACACCACUUGAUACAGAGAUCACUUCUGCAAAUUCUCAUGAGGUUAGGUGUAAACGCUUUAAGGUUGCACCACUUGAAGCUGGUUCGGCAUCAAAAACUUGUACUGGAGCUCGUUCUGGUGCUUCGUCGUCUAAUGGUAGUGAUCAUGUUAGCAUGCCACCGACACAUGGACCUGAGUAUGCUUCAUAUGAAUCUAAUUCAUCAGAUGAUGAUGAUGUCCCUCCUACUUCUAGUGAGACUACUGCAAGUAAGAAGAAGAGCUAUUGGAUUGUCAGUCUUAUUGAUGAGGGUGGUACCAUUAUAGAAGGAAGACUGAAGGUGCGAGAUAUUUGGUUACUUCCUACGGGUAAAAGGAUUAUCAUCCCGUGCAAUGAGCUUGGCCAACCAAUAGAUGAUGCAGGUGGUCUCUUGGGUCGCUUCAUGGGAGAUUUAGGGUCUGACUUUUCUAAAUUUCCUAUGUGUUACAAGUCAUGGCGUAAGGUUCCAGUUAACUACAAGAAUAGCGUAUAUGACGACAUUAUACAGAAGAAGAUUCUUGUGGAGGAUGGUCGAUUAAGAGACUACAUGAUGAAGAGUAUUGGAAAGACAUGGAAAGAUACUAGAUGUUCUCUCUCUAUUUGGUCUAGGAGCGUAAACGUGGGAGACCAAUGAGUAGAGGAGAGUUGUGGCCCUUGACUCACAAACGGAAAGACUCGACAUAUAUGAAUGAAGCAGCCAAGCUUAUUGGUGAGCAAAUAGAGAGGAUUGAAAGUCAGGAUGGCGUGUCAAAGAAAAUUUCAUAAUUUGAUUCACUUGCACAAGUGUUAGGAAAGGAGCACGCUGGUCGGGUUCGAGGAGUGGAUUAUGGGCCGACACCUACUCAAGUGUUUGGCCAAACAGCCUAUCAAUUUAAGGGUGUAUCUUCAACACAAGCUAAUCCAGAUCAUGAAAUGGAGGAGAUGAAGUUGAAGAUGCAGGAGCUUCAAUCCGUGGUGGAAAGUGAGAGAUCUAGAAGGCGUGCUCUUGAGAACUUUCUAACAAGAUAUAUAGUCCCACAAGGAAUGGAAUUGCCGGCCGAUUUGGCUGAUAUGGAUAGUGCUGCGACGGUAUGUUUUUACCUCCUCUCUCUGCCUAUGCUGCUUUCUGGUAAUUGAUUCUUUGGCAACCAUUAGAGUUCUAAUAUAUUGUUUUGUUUGGUUCAUAGUAAUGACAAUUGAAAAAUCUUGAUAUAUUGCUACUUUUGUGUGAAUGUAUUAUACUCUUUAAACUUUGGAAAACAUUUGAAUUUGUGUGCUGCUUGUGAAAUCAAUAUGCGUCUGUCAAGUUAAUCAUUUCACUAUAUCAGCCUCAUCUAUUUAUUUUCCUCUGUUGCUAGUUCUAGGUGGAAAUGGAACUAGCAACAGAGGGAAAAAAAAGGUCUACUCCUUUGGCUUUUUGUGAAGGAAUAUUUAAGUUGGUGCUUCAAGAAAAGGACAAGGUCAAAUGAAGGUUUUAUUUACAUGGUUAUAAGGUUUAAAUCAUGUGGAUGGUUUUGAAAUUUGCAAAUGGGAAUGAUGAGAAGCAAGUAGUAGUAAAAGUGAAGUGGCAGCUGCAGUAAUCACGAUAAUCUUUUCUUCUACCUUUUCUUAAAAAUUAGCUGCCUUUAUUGAAAGUGUUAAACUUUGUGGUACUCAAGUAGUAGGUUAUUCUUUAUCCGAAAAGUGUUAUUCCUUAUUGUUCUUAUUUGUUUUUAAUGUUUAUAUUUUCAGGCAUCAAACAGGCCAAGACCAUCUUCCUCAUCCAAAUGUUGAAACCCACAGCGAUGCUAAUCAUGUUGUUCAAUCUGAAUUUUGCUUAUGGAUUUCAGUUCUAAUUUUGUUAGCAAUGAACUUGUUUUUCCGGAACUGUGGAUUUUGCAUCAGUAUAUCAUAUUUUAGUUCUUAUAUCA
Messenger RNA from Lycium barbarum (goji berry), 2141 nucleotides. RefSeq lists its product as uncharacterized. Bases 209 to 886 code for a protein of 225 amino acids. The transcript is spliced from 7 exons. NCBI's taxonomy places the organism in Eukaryota, Viridiplantae, Streptophyta, Magnoliopsida, Solanales, Solanaceae. The record is from RefSeq and is a predicted model, not a curated record.